Molecule: messenger RNA, 258 nt
Organism: Adineta steineri
Lineage: Eukaryota; Metazoa; Rotifera; Eurotatoria; Adinetida; Adinetidae
Source: the annotation of a GenBank genome assembly
AUGUCGUCAACAUCAUCUCAAACAUCAUCAUUACAUCGUUCAAAUGAACUUGUUGAUUUAACAUCAUGUUCAACAACACAAACAAAUUCAACAAAUUUUGCACCUAUUCAUCGAACAGUUGAAUUAGAAAAUCUUUAUGAUCAUAUUAAUAAUGAUAAUGAUAAUGACAAACAAAUCUUAACAUCACCAACAACAACAAAAAAAGUUUUAACAAAAUGUAUGACUGUUAUUGGUGAUGGAAGUGACAAACAGAUUUAA